GCCGCUGUGACCCAAAGCACAGAGCUCUCCAAAUUUGUUGUAGUACUUUACAUAUGCUAAGGCGACUGUGUCAUGUGCUGCCACCAACAUAUGCUGCGAAAGAGAAACCCCGCGCCGUCCAUCACUAUACAUUUUUCGAUGUUAUCUAAAUGGCGGUGACAAUAGGAAGAGGAAAUGACGUACCAGAACGUUUAUGGGAUUGGAUGUGUGGUUUCGGUCUCUGCGAGUAAAGUGUUUUGUACGAAAUGUGUUUAAUGUUAUUGCAUAGUUGAAUUGAGGAAGUGGUAUUUGGUCAGUCUGUCCGACAUUUAUACAGCGUGAUUAAAGAACUCACGAAUCACAGACAAUCAUAAAUCAGUUGUUAGUGUAACAAAUUUCUACGAAAACCUCCUUUGAAUUUCUUGGAUGCUUCACAUGUGACAACCUUUUGGUGGAAAGUGGUAACUUCUAAUGUUCUCAGUCUGGUUCUGGGAAGAAACAGUGUGGAUCUGCUCACUGUAAAACUGUUCAGGCAUCCUUUUCAGGUUCUGCCCCCCACGACCCGUCAAAGGGCACUGCAAGUUUCGUGUUAACUUCGUCGCGAAAGAAAUCCGGCCGGUCUGGAGGGGGAUCCUGCCGCACCGGGAGAAUCCCGGACUCCUCCUGGCCCAGUCCAUCCUCCUUCGAGCCCCGAAAUGGAUGACGCAAACAGUAAACGGCAAGCCACUAGGGUGUUCAAGAAAAGUUCUCCAAAUGGUAAGAUCACUGUUUAUCUGGGCAAAAGGGACUUUGUGGACCACAUAACACAUGUAGAUCCUAUAGAUGGUGUGGUUCUAAUUGACCCUGACUAUGUGAAGGAAAGGAAGGUGUUUGGGCAUGUCCUGGCAGCAUUCCGUUAUGGGCGGGAGGAUCUAGAUGUUCUUGGUCUUACAUUCCGGAAGGAUCUGUACCUGGCUGCAGAGCAGAUAUUUCCUCAGGAUGGCUGCUCAAAGCGACCACUUACACGACUACAGGAGCGCCUGAUAAAGAAGCUGGGACCAAAUGCAUACCCAUUCUACUUUGAGCUACCUCCCCACUGUCCAGCCUCCGUCACUCUCCAGCCAGCACCGGGAGACACCGGUAAACCCUGUGGUGUGGACUAUGAGCUGAAGGCAUUUGUUGGUGAAACACAGGAUGACAAACCUCACAAAAGGAAUUCAGUUCGCCUGGCAAUCAGAAAGAUUAUGUAUGCACCGAGUAAGCAGGGAGAGCAACCGUCUGUAGAGGUGAGCAAGGAGUUCAUGAUGAGUCCCAACAAACUGCACCUAGAGGCCUCACUUGACAAGGAGUUGUAUCACCAUGGUGAGAACAUUGCUGUCAAUGUCCACAUAGCAAACAAUUCAAAUAGGACUGUCAAGAAAAUUAAGGUUUCUGUUCGGCAGUUUGCGGAUAUCUGUCUCUUCUCCACGGCCCAGUACAAAUGCACAGUUGCGGAAGCAGAAAGCGAAGCAGGCUGUCCUGUUGGUCCUGGGUUCACACUCUCAAAAGUAUACACAGUGCGACCACUGUUGGCCAAUAACAAGGAUAAGAGAGGCCUGGCACUAGACGGACAGCUGAAACAUGAGGACACAAACCUUGCAUCAUCUACAAUAGAGGGGUGCCCCAUCGGGCCUGGGUUCACGCUCAGCAAAGUUUUCAUGAUGACUCCACUGCUCGCCAAUAACAAGGACAAGUGGGGGUUAGCUCUAGAUGGACAGUUGAAACAUGAGGACACGAACCUGGCUUCCAGCACAUUAGUGGCAGAUCCAUCCCAGAAGGAGAAUUUAGGAAUCAUUGUCCAGUACAAAGUGAAAGUAAAGCUGUGUCUUGGAGCAUUAGGAGGAGACCUGGUAGCAGAAUUGCCUUUCAUCCUGAUGCAUCCGAAACCAGAGGAGGAUCCUCCCUUACCCAUCACUGCACGCCCGUCACCCUCGCAUGAACCUAGCAACAAGGAAGGUGGUGACGAUGUAGCAGUUGAUACGAAUCUGAUUCAGCUGGACACUGAUGGAAUCAUGUGCCCAGAUCAGGAUGACAUAAUUUUUGAGGACUUCGCACGCUUGCGAUUGAAGGGGGGAGAGACAGAAGCCUGAGUGAGGGGGCCUGGAGCCAGGAGGAGGGCUGUUUCUUCUGCCAAACCGCUUCGUACCGAAGUCUACAUCACAUGGGAGUAGUAUGGCAGCCAAUCAGGGCUCAAAAUUAAACAGCAAGAAAACAUACUGAUCAUUGCUUGCUAAAAAAACAGUGACAGGAGUA
This is a messenger RNA of Cryptotermes secundus, 2250 nucleotides long. RefSeq names its product beta-arrestin-1 (gene krz). Bases 675 to 2087 code for a protein of 470 amino acids. The record is from RefSeq and is a predicted model, not a curated record. Lineage: Eukaryota; Metazoa; Arthropoda; Insecta; Blattodea; Kalotermitidae. Gene Ontology annotation, cellular component: cytoplasm. Gene Ontology annotation, molecular function: G protein-coupled receptor binding. Gene Ontology annotation, biological process: signal transduction; G protein-coupled receptor internalization. The transcript is spliced from 16 exons.